Messenger RNA from Juglans microcarpa x Juglans regia, 1416 nucleotides. RefSeq lists its product as uncharacterized. Lineage: Eukaryota; Viridiplantae; Streptophyta; Magnoliopsida; Fagales; Juglandaceae. The record is from RefSeq and is a predicted model, not a curated record. The transcript is spliced from 3 exons. Gene Ontology annotation, molecular function: nucleic acid binding; zinc ion binding. Bases 1 to 1416 code for a protein of 471 amino acids.
AUGGCUGCUCGUCGUAGAGUUCGAACUCUUGAAGAUUUGAAUGAAGACUACAAUGGUGGGGGUUGCACGUUCGAACAAUUUAAUCGAACACAUCCUCCCACCUUUGAUGGAAGAGGUAAUGCGAACGCUGCGGAAGAUUGGAUACAAGACAUUGAAGAAAUAUUUGGUGUUUUGGAUUGUACCGAUCAGCAAAAAGUCAAGUUCGCAGCAUUCAAGCUAUCUGGAGAAGCAAAGAGAUGGUGGAAUUCUGAGAAAGUUAUCAGGGAAGCUGAGGGGAUUGGGGUAAUUGUUUGGGCUCAAUUCAAACAGAGUUUCUUCGAUCGAUUUUUCCCUAAGGCCGAUAGGGAUGCAAGAGCCCGAGAGUUCACCAAUUUGGUGCAAGGGACCAAGACUGUGCGCCAGUAUGCUGCAAGGUUUGCAGAAUUAUCACGUUUUGCUGCAUACUUGAUUCCCGAUGAGGAGAAAAAGACUAGGAAGUUUGAAGAAGGUUUGAACUACAGGAUCUAUGAGCGGGUGAUGGUCUUACAGAUUCCGAAUUUUUCAGAAUUAGUGCACAAGGCGACGCUAGUUGAACAGAAUCUUAAGAGGGGUGCUGAAUUGCAAGAACAGAGGAAGAGAGCGGCUCCGCAAGGGUUUCCUAGUUCGGAUCAAGGGCAAUGGAAAAAGAAAAAUGAGGGGAGCAGUUCGAGUCAGAGACAGAUGCAGGGAAAUCUUACACCUAACCCCUGUAAGUUCUGUAACCGCAUACACCGUGGGGAGUGCAGGAAGGAAGUGGGAUCAUGUUUCAAAUGCGGUAAAGAUGGGCAUUUCAUUAGAGAAUGUCCAUUGCUUGCGGAGAACAAUAGAAGGCCCAACCCACCCCAAAACUUCAGGCCGAAUAGUCAAGGCAACAAUCAGCGGAGGACGGUACCUGCUCGGGUGUUUGCUUUGACACCGGGAGAAGCUGAGGACAAGGAGGAUGUCAUCACAGGAAUUAUUCCCUUAUUUCUCAAUAAGGCCACUGUUUUAUUUGACUCGGGGGCUACCCACUCCUUUAUUUCAAUGGAUUAUGUUAAAUUGUGCCCCAUUGAUGCUGAUGAGAUGGACUACAAUUUGAGGGUCUCUACCCCAACUGGUGAUAUAGUGACUUGUAACAAGAUUUUACUCAAGUGUCCUAUAACUAUUAGUGGGAAGGAAAUGCCAGCUAACCUGAUAAUCUUUCCUAUUACUGGGUUUGAUGUGAUUUUGGGAAUGGAUUGGUUAGCUUCCAGUUAUGCUAGUAUUGACUGUUUUAGAAGAGAAGUAGUGUUCAAGUUUCUGGAAGAUGAGGAACUUCGAUUUAUGGGUUCCAAGGUGCGUAUCCCUCCAUCAGUUAUUUCUGCUUUUCAGAAGUUUUUCCUGAAGAUUUGUCUGGAUUACCGCCUGAACGGGAGGUAG